Molecule: messenger RNA, 312 nt
Organism: Symbiodinium necroappetens
Lineage: Eukaryota; Dinophyceae; Suessiales; Symbiodiniaceae
Source: the annotation of a GenBank genome assembly
AUGGAGGACGGCGAGGGAGCUGCCGAGCUGCUGGGCGCCUUGUGCCGCUGCCGGGAGCUGGAGGACGUCGGCUUGUGCUAUUGCGAGAAGAUCCCGGAGUCGGCUUGGGCGGCUCUUGGGGAGGGCAUGUGGCCGGUUUUGAGGACCUCGCGCGGCAUCCCUGAAAAACAUCUGAGCCGAGUGCGGGGAGGUCACCUGCCGAGCGCAGGACCGUCAUCCUCCGCUUCUGUUGCUGUUUGGUUGAGCGAGGAAGUGCUCCGUGCGGCUUUCUCGAGAAACAUUCCUUGCCGAUACCGUGGCUUAGCCUGUUGA